CCCUGCUCCAUCUCUCCGUCUCGCUUCAUGCCCUCGGUUCGUAUCCAGUUCAUUCCCCCUAUGCCAUGAGAACUUUGACACCACCCCCCUUGAGCUAGCCCACCGAUGCGCAGCACGAGUGAUCAGCCCUGUACGUACACGCCGCCCUCGGGUGCGUGCCUCCAUGUGCGUCCAUUCCCCACCCCAAGGAUCGUGAAGGUGGCAUAAACGAGCCGGGCAAGCGGGCAGAGACGCAGACGAGCCAAGCUGCUGCCAUCGGCAGCCUUUGCCGAGAUAGUCGUCCCAGACACGAGACCACGUCAGCCGGAGACAUGCUGUCCCGGGUGCUCGGAACUGGCGGACUGGUGCCGCCCACGCCUUUCUCGCGCAUAUAAUAUGAUUAAGGGGCCGCUGCGCCACCUCUACCUUCAGUGGCACCAGUAGCUACUACAAUGACAGCCGACACACCCACCGAGACAGUCGACGCCGUGGUGAUGGGCGCUGGGGUUGCUGGUCUCUACCAGCUUCACCAGCUCCGCAAAGAGGGUUUCAAGACACGUCUCCUUGAGGCAGGUGAAGACGUUGGUGGUACAUGGUAUUGGAAUCGUUACCCAGGUGCUAGGUUUGACAGCGAGGGUCACAUCUACCAGCUGUGGGACGAGGAGCUGUACAAGGGAUGGACCUGGAGUGAGCGUUUCCCCGGCCAGCCCGAGAUAGAGCGCUGGCUCCACUAUGUUACCGACAAGUUUGAGCUGCGCAAAGACAUCAAGUUCAACGCACGCGUCACCAGUGCCCACUACGACGAGAAGCGCAACCGCUGGACUGUCAAAACGAGCGCCGGCGAUGUCAUCGACACGCAGUAUUUCAUUUCGUGCGGCGGCAUGCUCUCGGCGCCCAUCACAAACCAGUUCGUGGACCAGGACAAGUUUAAGGGCCAGAUUGUCUACACGUCGCUGUACCCCGCGGAGGGCGUUGUAGUCAAGGGCCAGCGGGUGGGCGUCAUCGGUGUUGGCGCCACGGGUAUCCAAGUUAUCCAGACCAUUGCCCCCGACUGCGGCCAUCUCACUGUAUUCGCACGUACGCCCCAGUACACCGUCAAGAUGAAGAACCCCAAGUGGGGGCCGGCCGAGCACAAGGAGUACCACGAUGCGUACGAGAAGACCAAGACGACAGUUCCGGACACGUUCUCGGGUUUCGAAUAUGACUGGGACCCGACGAAGACAUGGCACAACACCACCCCCGAGGAGCGUCAGAAGAUUAUGGAGGACUGCUACGAACAUGGCUCUCUCAAGAUGUGGCUCGCGUCGUUUCCCGAAAUCUUCUUCGAAAAGGAGGCGAGCGACGCCGUGUCGCAGUAUGUCGCCGAUAGGAUGCGCCAGCGUCUCAACAACAACGCCCACCUCAUCGAUGCGAUUGUACCUACGCUGGACGACUAUGGCUUCGGCACACACCGCGUUCCCCUCGAGAAUGGCUACCUAGAGGCUCUCCAACUACCCAAUGUCGAGGUCAUCAGUGUCCGCAAGGACCGCAACCCAAUCAAGCGUUUCGUCGAGAAGGGCAUCGAGCUGCAGGACGGCCGUGUGGUUGAGCUUGACAAGAUCAUUCUUGCGACUGGCUUUGACGCCGGAAGCGGUGCUCUUUCCCGCAUUGACGUCCGCGGCCGCGGCGGUCGGUCACUCGCCGAAGAGUGGAGCAAGGACAUCCGCACGACCAUGGGCCUGGGCAAGCACGGGUACCCGAACCUCCUCACGACCGCUGUGCCCCUUGCGCCGUCUGCCGCGCUCUGCAACAUGACUACCUGUCUGUCUCAGCAGACCGAGUGGGUCACUCGUGCUUUGGUCGACCAGCGCAAGGAUGGCAAGACCAUCAUCGAGCCGAGCGCCGAAGGCGAGGAGAAGUGGGUCAAGCAUCAUGACGACACGGCCAACGCCACCCUCGUGACCAAGACCGACUCGUGGUACAUGGGGUCUAAUGUGCCGGGCAAGCCUCGCCGUCUGCUUUCCUACGUCGGAGGCGUAGGCACGUAUCGCAAGAAAUGCGAGGAGGAGAGGGAGGCUGGCUAUCCGUCCUUUGUACGCGCGUGAAAUAUCUCUCGAGAAUGGGUUGUAGCAAAUUCGACAGUAUGAUACAAAUGCCUUCCG
Molecule: messenger RNA, 2120 nt
Organism: Cutaneotrichosporon oleaginosum
Lineage: Eukaryota; Fungi; Basidiomycota; Tremellomycetes; Trichosporonales; Trichosporonaceae
Molecular function (GO): flavin adenine dinucleotide binding; NADP binding; N,N-dimethylaniline monooxygenase activity
Source: RefSeq, a predicted model, not a curated record